AAAUGCCAUAAUAAAAGAUCCAAUGUCAUUGUUACAGAACGAUGACGGUGAAGAAGACUACCCGCAGCGGCGGUUUCGCUGCGUGCGUCGCGCGACAGAAACUCCACAACAACAACCAGUUCGACAUCCUCGCCAUCAAGCCUACCAACCCCACCACCUACAACAUCGUCGUCGGCUUCAACGAGAAAGACCAACUCCAACUCCUCACAAAGGACGAUGAAUUCUCAGAACUCAAAAACAAAUACGAAAACAUCUCCAUCGACGACAUAACGAACUGCGUCAAUGUCGAAAACUACCCUAACUGCGAGAACACUCUAGUCUUUUACGUAACCAAAAACCUGACGAAAGAAGCGAUAGCCCUCAAAUUCGAAAACGAGCAGGACUUCAAGAGGAUAUAUUUCACGUACAAAUAUUUCAAGAUGCGUAAUCGACUGACGAACAACGCCAACAAUUACGCGAGUAGCGAUAAUUUGUUUUCGAAAAAGAAGACGUACGAGAUAUUUAAGAAUAGGAAAAAUAGUAUCGACGAUUACAGUUUCGAGAAAAGUCGAGCGGAGUUUGAUUUGAUGCAGACGACCGACAACGAUCUGACGUACAUGACGGUGCAGCAGAAGAAUUACAAUUCCCGAUUCGAUCAGCCGAUGAGUCUCAUAGACAUCAGAAGCGAAGAGCCGGGCGAAAUCGACAGUGUCAUAUAUACUAACGUAGACAUACCAACCAAACCUGACAGGAAAAGGCUGUUCCAUAAAAAACCUAAAGCACCACCUCCUCCAGUACCUACAAAUAAUAAAGAUAAUCAAACGAAAGUACUUAAAGGAGAAUUCGUUAGAGUGAACGUUGAAAGAGUUCCAGAUGUGGUUCCUAAGGAUAACAAACAAAGCAAAGUCCCUGAUAUCCUCAUGUUUAGAGAUAGUAAACCUAAGAAGAAUGGUGCCAGCAAUUUGUGGUCGGCCAGUAAUAAAGUGGCGACUGGGUACGAGUCAGACCGCGAAGAAUGGAGGAGCAGCCGCUCGCAGUUCUCCACCACCGCGUUCGACAGCCUCGCCCGCCCCACCAAGAUGGCCAUGGCCCUCACCCUCCGGAAACCCCCCAGGAUCGACCCCGUGCCCCAAUACUACCGGCUGGCCAGCGACCCCAAGCCUAAACUCACCCCACUACCCUUCAGGCCUAACAACUUCCUCCAACGACCACCCAGGCUCCCUAGGCCAACCACAGAAAUCAAAAGAAACAUCAACCUAACCACAGACCAUCGCAAAUACGCGUCACUGCAAAACCUCGACUUACCCAUGAAGUUAAGCGAGAAGAACAAACCCGAGCCGAAGAAAACCAACUAUUCCAACAUAUCACAUCGGAUUACAGGCUUAACCAACAAGCUGAGAGACCUAGGCAGUCCCAGCAAUACUAUUGGAAGGUUUAAAGCUCAGUCACAUAAUGAUGUGGCUAAUCUAAAGCCAGUACUGAAGACUAGAGACGGCCACGAUGGCUCGAAAAGGUCUGUAGUGAGGACCUGUAGUGCUGAACCGCCAAAGAAAGUUACAUUCAGUGCUUUUGCCACAGUCCAAGUGGUUUAGUUUUUAGUUGUAUCAUACGUAUUUUAGUUUUACUUUAAGACAAGGCUAGGCCGGGAUUUUUGUGUAAAUACAAUUGUAUAAAGUUAAUCUCCGCAAAUAGAACUUUUUAAAAGUUAGUAUUUUAGUCAAAAUUAUGUGUGGUUUUAAAUGUGUGUUUACUUUAUCAUAGUUAUUUAUUAUCAUUUUAAA
Messenger RNA from Cydia amplana, 1760 nucleotides. RefSeq lists its product as uncharacterized. The record is from RefSeq and is a predicted model, not a curated record. NCBI's taxonomy places the organism in Eukaryota, Metazoa, Arthropoda, Insecta, Lepidoptera, Tortricidae. The coding region runs from base 42 to 1571 and encodes 509 amino acids. The transcript has 2 exons.